GGCGCUGCGUGCCUGCGAGAUGGACGGGACAGAAGGCAAUGCCGAGCAGCCCGGCUCCGCUGAGCGGUCCCAUCGAAGCAGCGUGUCCUCCGUGGGAGCACGAGCAGCUGACGUGUUGGUAUACUUGGCGGAUGACAGGGUAGUGCCCCUGGCCGUGGAGAACCUGCCCUCACUCAGUGCCCACGAGCUGCACCGCGCUGUCCGAGAGUUCCUGCAGCUCCCAGACAUCGCCCUAGAGGCCUUCGCACUCUGGCUUGUCUCCCCUCUGCUGGAGGUGCAGCUGAAGCCCAAGCACCAGCCCUACAAGCUGGGCCGCCAGUGGCCGGAGCUGCUGCUGCGCUUCACCGACGCCCCGGACGACGACGUGGCCAUGGAUGAGCCUUCCCUGCAGUUCCGAAGGAAUGUGUUUUUCCCAAGGCGGCGGGAGCUCCAGAUCCACGACGAGGAGGUCCUGCGGCUGCUCUAUGAGGAGGCCAAGGGCAACGUGCUGGCCGCUCGGUACCCAUGUGACAUCGAGGACUGUGAGGCCCUGGGUGCCCUGGUGUGCCGUGUGCAGCUCGGGCCCUACCAGCCAGGUCAGCCCGCCGCCUGCACCCUGAGGGAGAAGCUGGACUCCUUCCUCCCUGCCCACCUCUGUAAGCGGGGCCACGGGCUCUUCGCUGCGCUCCGGGGCCGUGGGGCCAAGGCUGGGCUGGGCGAGCAGGGGCUGCUGAACGCCUACCGCAAGGUGAAGGAAGCGGUCGGCGAGCAUGAGGCCUCCCUGAGCAGCUACUACCGCGCCUACCUCCUCAAGUGCCAUGAGCUGCCCUUCUACGGGUGUGCCUUCUUCCACGGCGAGGUCGACAAGCCGGCUCAGAGCUUUUUGCACCGGGGCGGGCGAAAGCCAGUGGCUGUAGCCAUCAGCCUGGAGGGCGUGCAUGUCAUUGACAGCAGGGAGAAGCACGUCCUGCUGGGCCUGCGCUUCCAGGAGCUGUCGUGGGACCAUACCUCCCCCGAGGAGGAGGAGUCUGUCCUGUGGCUGGAGUUCGACGGGGACAAUGAGGGCACACCGGUCAACAAGCUCCUCAAGAUCUACUCCAAGCAGGCCGAACUGAUGAGCAGCCUCAUCGAGUACUGCAUCGAGCUGAACCAGGCUGCGGAGGCCGCCGCUCCCCAGGAGAGCGUGUCUGGUCCCCACUCAGCCCCCAGCUCCUUGCCACCUCCCGCUCAGCGCCCCCAGCUGCGGAGGCAGGGCAGCGUGGUGUGCAGCCGGAUCCAGCACCUCUCCACCAUUGACUACGUGGAGGAGGGCGAGCAGAUCAAGCGGGUGAAGCCGAAGCGCACCACAUCCUUCUUCAGCCGGCAGCUCUCCACGAGCCAGGGGAGCUACACCGUGGUGCAGCCCACCGACGGCCUGGAGCAGGGCUGAGGGCGGCAGUGCCAGGCAGGAGGAGGGCACGGGGAGGCCCCUGGACCUGGCCCAGUGCUGUCCUCCCUGAGGGGCAGGGCAGGCUGUGGCCCUCACGUUGGGGUGGGGGGCUUCCUCGGAGCGUGGAGGAGUGACUUCUGUGGCUGAGACGGUGCCUGGGCUGUGGAGAGCUGGCCGGGGGCUCCCACAGGGUCCCUCCUGCAGCCUGCCCGUCCUUCCCCUGGACUCUGAGCCCCACUGCUGUCUCAGGACCAUUUGAUCAGGCCCCGGCCACCCCCUCCCACCCAGGGAUGCGCUUUUGUGCCCUUCUCAAGAUGGACAGUGUCCCCUGCUGUGAAGUGCCCCGUGGCGGUUCUGAUGGCAGGUAGCCAAGGAAUAGGGCUCGGGACCUGGAGGUCCCGUGUGUGUCUUCGGUCUUUUCCCUGGACUCAGGUGACCACAUCUCUGCAUUCCUUCUGCUGGCAUUCCACCCUGUGCUGCCAGGCUGGGCCAGCGCUCUACGGGGCGGGGCAGGGCCCCUCCCUGGAUUGAACCGCAGCAAGAACAGAGAAGGCAAGGCCCCCCCACCCAAACCCUCCCUGGCUGGAUGGAACUGGAGGGAGCUGGCAGGACCCGGCUCCCCUGUGCCCCUCACUCAGGCAUCUCUUGCGGGCAGGAGACACUCUGACCAGAAGGAAAGUGCCCUUUUGCUAGCCUUUGGUGACAUCACUGUGCUGGGAGGUGGCUGUCCUUGGACAACAAGCCCACCAGACCCACCCUCCACACUCGGAGAAGCUCCCAAACCCCCUUGGACAUCGUGUUUAGUUUUGGUGUUUUCUCUUCUGCUUUGGUCCCAUGAAGCCUGUGAACUCGGGCAACUCAAGAGAACGCCCGCCAACCUCAGAGCUGCUGGCUGCCCUGGAGAUGGCACUGUGGUUUCCAUCGGGCCUGACUCGGGGGCCACCUGUGCAUGGGGAAGUCCCUCCAGGAGACCGUGAUGAGAGCAUGGACGAGGUGGAGGCUGGAUGUGGCGCUGGUCGUGGCCGGCCCAGGAGGAGGCCCCUCCCAACCCUCAGGCUCCUCCGCUGUGGGCCCCUGGCUCUCACGGGCGCUCCUGGGACUUUCCACCGGAAGGAGGCGGCUGGCUCAGCACAGGGCUUCGCUUUGUCUCCUGCUCCCAGUGGAGAACCAUGGGAGAGGAAACAAGAACCUCUGGUCUCCAGAUGCCAGAGCCCGCUCACCUCCUCCUCCCUUUGGGGACUUUUGAACACUCCAGAUGUUCUGAGCUGGGCUUGCCUUCCAGCAGCAGGGACUUUGUUAUUUGUCAUAACAAAUAGGUAUCCCCAGCCUUUUGGAAUGUCCCGGCCAGAGGUCAUCUGGUCUCCCUUCCUGGAGUCACUGGCCUCACUGGCUGCCCAGCCAUCUGGCUCCCUGCCCUGGUUCUCUCCUCCCACUCACUGUUUUGAUUCCAGGUGAAUUCUUAUCUGAUGGGCUGACGUGGCCUGUGGGGUGGGUGUGUGUGUGUGUGUACACACAAAUUACUUGUUUUUAUUCUUCAGCCUCUUUCUCCUGUUUUCUAAGCCUCCGUUGUGCCUUAACCUUUUCUGCCUGCCCUUUGGGACAAAGCAGGAUUUUACUAAGUGCCCUUUGAAUAUUCUCAUUCUUUUGUAUCAUGUGACGUAUUAAUAAUAAAAUCAGUUUCCAGCAAACGUUGGGGUGGUUU
Diceros bicornis minor is the source of this 3110-nucleotide messenger RNA. It is a transcript of the gene FRMD8, whose product is annotated as FERM domain containing 8. The record is from RefSeq and is a predicted model, not a curated record. NCBI's taxonomy places the organism in Eukaryota, Metazoa, Chordata, Mammalia, Perissodactyla, Rhinocerotidae. Gene Ontology annotation, biological process: negative regulation of canonical Wnt signaling pathway. Bases 20 to 1408 code for a protein of 462 amino acids. Gene Ontology annotation, cellular component: plasma membrane; cytoskeleton. The transcript is spliced from 11 exons.